Aspergillus neoniger CBS 115656 is the source of this 305-nucleotide messenger RNA. RefSeq lists its product as uncharacterized. The record is from RefSeq and is a predicted model, not a curated record. The transcript has 2 exons. Lineage: Eukaryota; Fungi; Ascomycota; Eurotiomycetes; Eurotiales; Aspergillaceae. Bases 36 to 305 code for a protein of 89 amino acids.
CCAUACAGCUUAUAAGAACCAACUCAACCUUCACCAUGCGAUUCACAUCCUUCGCCAUUGCCACCGCCUUCCUGGCUACCAUGAUUUCUGCUACUCCAGUGGCCGAGCCUGAACCCAACCCUGUUGAACUGGCUGCUCGAGCCAAGUACACCAUCCACUGCAGUGGUGGUCUCAAUCCUGAUUCGCACUGCUUGACGCCUCAUUCCAAGUGUGACUCCUACGGCACGUACCUGGUUGAGUCUGGUUACAAGGAGCAGUGCAAGAAGUGUGGCUGCGCGAAAAAUGUGAACAGAAGCCGAGUUUAG